AUGGACACCAUUCCUGAAGUUUUAAUACCUGAAGUCUUGAAAGGUUUAGAAGAUGAGCUCUCACGGUUACGAACGUCGCAAGAAAAAGUUCUUGCAAUCGUCUCCCUCCUUCAUCGUUUCACACCAGAAUCAGCUGGCACUGCUGAGUUGUCGGCCUCUAGGGAUAAUUUUGCGGGAAAUGAAGCAUCAAAUGAAGCACUUUUCCAAGGCAUUGAUAAGUUGGCUCAUAUUCACAACAUCCGAGACGAGUUCGCCAAGAUAAUGCUUGAUCAAUCCCGAAGGACAGCGUCGGCCUAUGACCUGUCCAAACGAAGGGAUCAUGCGAUGUGGGGGCUGCAAGCUUGCCCCCUACUGCUCGAAGGAAUGCCAAAAGAAGCACUGGCCGAUGCAUCGGAAAGAUCCGAUUGGAAACCCGCUUGGAUCGUCGAAGGGCGCCAACCGGAGUUUAUAUCUUCAAGUAGUAGCAAUAAUCGUUCGGUGCAUUACGAGACGAAUGCCAAUCCGCUUGAGAGUAUGAACCUGUGGGGGAACAUGCCUGCUAUCGAUGUCCUGAACAUACGCCAUAAUGAACAGAAGGUCUCUGAAGACAUGGCGAUCGCCUUCAUUGCAUCUGGCGAUCUCCGCGAUGUCGUACGCACCAUCAAUGAAAUGCCGCACGAUUACCCUGGGGAACUUACGGUUGUGCUCAACGACGUCAAUCCAAUGGUGGUGGCGCGAAAUCUCGCACUGUUGCUAGUAUUAGGCAUGGCUGAGAACAAACGUCAAGCAGCGGACAUCGCCGUCCAUCUGUGGUACUCUGCAUUCCUGCCACAUAUGUACCAGCUUCAGCUCCAACUCAUAAUCAGAGAUAUCUUGGAAUCAGUAGAUGCUGAUGGAUCCCUGAAAUGUGACCUUUCUCCCAAGUCGCGAAUAGAAGGCCGUCCAGGACGUGGUACUGUGGGAGUCCUCAUCUCAUGCUUACUUUCUCAGCCAUUGUAUCAAGUAGGUGACGCUCAAAACGAACUUGCUCGCGCACGGCUUUUACACGCGCGAGGGGAUCGACUUCACCGCGAAUACUGGCCACUUGACCCUUCACAUCGCCUGGCAUUUCAUGAAUUUCGCGUCUACGGCUUGUUACUUCCUUUUGGGGCGGCGAAUGCGCAUCUCAACACCCCAAAUCGCCUGCUAUUCUCACCCUCUGGACGAUGGUUGCAGGCCGACAAAGUAAACCCCCUCAGUGGCUGGCAUUUGCCAUCCGUAAUCAAAGUGGGCAAAAAGCAUGGAGCUUUACCGCUGGACAUAUACGGCUGCAUGUAUUUCUAUGUUUCGGAUCAAUUGCGCGAGUUCGCGAGUCGCAUUUCCAGCCUCCGCAUCAAGUUCCAACUCUUCAAUAUGGAUGCGUGCGAGCUCGCUACUGAACUCAGUUCUGGGGCAUUGUCGCGCUAUGGGCUAUCUGCUGACACGCGCUUUGACCGGAUCGACGCGUCUAACUUGAUGGAUCCUCAUUACCUGGGAGUUGCGCCUGUCCUGAAUUCGUGGGGUUCACUCUUGAAGCAGAAUUCGCAUGCAACUCUUCUCGCACAUUUCAUCAACUGGGUAUCCGCUCAGCCGAAAGGAGUACCUGGGAUGCUAGACAUUCCACGCAUCAUCAUGGAAUGUCGUGCAGAUAAACUGAUUCCAGAACCCCCACCUAGGUGUACACGGGAGGUCCUAGAUGAAUAUACCAUGAUGGCUUCUAUUUGCUAUACACAGGCUUUUAAUGCCCGUUACGAAAACUCCAAAGCUUUUAAGGAGUACUUAGAUAGCCAGAAUCUUCCAUCAGUGCUACGCACCUCAGGUCUUCGAGUAAAACGGAAGCACACCAUUGUGCCGCAUCGUCUUGAGGGAUCAUUAAAGUCACCGAGCGCGCUCCCUUCAUUUCCCGAUGCCCAGAGUAUAUACCUACACAUUGCCGUCAGUGAUAAUACGUGGGCGGAGCGUUAUAUGGAACUGGGCAGGGUGUGA
This is a messenger RNA of Fibroporia radiculosa, 1983 nucleotides long. RefSeq lists its product as uncharacterized. The transcript has 12 exons. The coding region runs from base 1 to 1983 and encodes 660 amino acids. The record is from RefSeq and is a predicted model, not a curated record. Lineage: Eukaryota; Fungi; Basidiomycota; Agaricomycetes; Polyporales; Fibroporiaceae.